AUGGUUGAUCUAGACCAGCAGCAGCAGCCUCCUGCCGGGGCGAAUGCCGGCUACAACUCAGCCGUUCUGCACCGCCAGCUGCACCAUAGCUUCCCCUGUGUUGUGCAGGGAUCCGGCAGCCGGCUCGUGCUAGACGACGGCCGGUCCAUCCUCGACGCAUCGGGCGGCGCGGCCGUCGCCUGCAUCGGCCACGGGGACCGCCGCGUGGUCGAGGCGGCCAUGGCGCAGAUGUCGCAGAUCGCCUACUGUGCCACCACCUUUUAUACAACCGCCGCGUGUGAGCAGCUGUGCCGCUUCCUGGUCGACUCAACCGACGGCCACAUGGCGCGCGCAUACAUUGUCAGCUCCGGGUCCGAGGCCAUGGAGGCGGCCAUGAAGCUGGCGCGACAGUACUUUCUCGAGAAACAGAAACCCGAGCCCGACCGCUUCCGUUUCAUCGCCCGCCACCAGUCGUAUCACGGCAUCACGCUCGGUUCGCUCUCCGUGGGCGGCCAUCCGUUCCGGCGCAGGAAGUUUGAGCCGCUGCUGCUGCCGGGCGUCUCGCACGUGCUGCCCUGCUUCGCGUACCGUGGCAAGCUGGGAGCGGCCAGCCAGGACGAGGAGUCGGACGAGGCUUACGUCGCCCGGCUGGCGGCCGAACUCGACGCCGAGUUCCAGCGGGUCGGUCCCCACACCGUCUGCGCUUUUGUAGCCGAGCCGGUCGUCGGCGCUGCUCUCGGUGCCGUCCCAGCUGUGCCCGGGUAUUUCAAGGCUGUCCGGGAUGUGUGCCACAAGUACGGCGCGCUGCUCAUCUUGGACGAGGUGAUGUGUGGCAUGGGCCGCACGGGCACGUUGCAUGCCUGGCAGCAGGAAGACGUGGUGCCUGACAUCCAGACGAUGGGCAAGUGCCUGGGGGGAGGGUAUCAGCCCAUUGCAGCCGUUCUCGCCAGCCACGAGGUCACCGAUGCCUUCAGCCGAGGCACAGGAUCGUUUGUCCAUGGGCACACAUAUCAGGGACACCCUGUUGCCUGUGCAGCCGCCCUGGCCGUCCAGAAGAUUGUCGCCGAGGAGGAUCUGCUCGCCAACGUGCGCGAUUUGGGAGCUGUCCUGGGAAGGCUGCUGGUGCAGCGACUCGGCAGCCAUGCGAACGUGGGAAACAUUCGCGGCCGAGGCUUCUUCUGGGGCAUUGAGUUCGUGCAGGACAAGGCCACAGCCCGCCCGUUUCCAGCAGAGAGCCAGGUGGCCAUGAAGAUAGCCGAGCUAGGCCUCAGCGCACAGCACGGUAUCGCGGUCUACCCGGGAUCGGGCACAGCGGAUGGCGUCUCGGGAGACCACAUCAUUCUCGCGCCGCCAUAUAAUGUGACCCGUGCAGAAGUCGAUGAGAUCGGUGACAAACCGAUCGCACGAAUGGCUGUCGGACUGACGGCAAGCGGCACCAGCGCCAGCCUGAGCCGCCAUGCAGCCGAAGAGGAAGCGCGUGCCGAAGUCGACGUGCUCAACUCGCGGCUGGAGAGGACAUCGCAGCUGACGAGAAAGAUUGAGACGUGUCUGAACCGGCUGGAUGCGACGGGCAAGCGAGUGCACGAAGUUGCAGGGCCGCUUAACGGCGAGACCAAGCGGCUGCAGGUUCUAGGACACAACAUCGACAACGUGAUCGCAGCGAUUGCGCGGGUGCGUCAGCCGGCCGACAGCAAGAACGACGAGGAGCAGAUCAUUCGGACAGGACCAGAAAAUGCCGGACUGCCAGCGUACCUGUCGUCGAUCCAGCGGCUAGAGCGGUCGCUCGGUGACAUGAAAGCAUCAAACAUCCGGUCGACACAGCAGACGAUUGGCGAGCUACAGCGACUGAUCCGGUCAGCCAACUCGCAGCUGGAGCUGUACUUUGACAAGCUGCUGCGAGCCGAGACGCCACGCGAGAUCGAGCCGCUAUUUUACGUGACGAAGAACAAGCCGUUCCCGGUGCUCUCACAGGACCUGACAGCUCGGCUGGGACUGAUCAACGCACACGUGGCGGCAGCAUACCGACAAUCCAGCGGGACAACAGGAACAGCAGCAUCAGGCGGCGGCGCUGGACCGGAGUCGCCGGUAGCCAAGAUCUACGCAGAGGUGCGCGGGCCGUACCUGGCGGGCACGCUCAAGAACCUGGCGUCAGCCAGCAUCAACACGGCCAAGAAGAAGAACGCGGACGCGAUGUACCGGCCAGGGACGAAUGGGAUCAGCACGUACACGCAGGCGAUGGAGGGCAUGUUCCUGUCCGAGUACGACAGCAUCUGCAGCGUGUUCACGCGCGAGGACUGGGGCCCAGUGUUCCAGGCGGCGUGCCAGCCCGCGCUGACAGAGCUGGCUCGCACGCUGCGCGAACUGAACGGCCACAUCAAGGCGCACCCGCAGACGGACUGCUACCUGGCCUAUGAGAUUGUGGAGAUCGUGUCGAGCCUGUCAGGGCAGCUAGAGACGCGCACGGGCGAGCUGAAGGCGUCGUUGGCGGCAGCGCUGAAGCCGGUGCGCGAGACGGCCAAGGGAUCGCUGGCCGAGCUUCUGGACGACGUGCGACGGCGAGCGGGCUCGAUGCAGGCCCUGCCGCCCGACGGGGGCGUGCUGCCGGUCGUGUCCGAGACCAUGCAGCGGCUGCAGGUGAUGACCGAGUUCCUGCGGCCGCUGUCGAGCAUCAUGAUCUCGCUGGGUGACGGUGGCUGGCGAUACGGCGGCCUCGGCUCGACGACCACCCUGGCCUCCCUGGCGUCGUUUGACGUCAACGCGGACGGCCGCGACAUCUUUGCACACUACUGCGCCGACACGGUGGACGCGCUGCUGUCGGCGCUGGACGCGCGGGCGCGGGUGCUGCAGGGCCGCAAGCCGGUGGUGGGCGUGUUCCUGGCCAACAGCAUCAGCGUGGUCGAGCGGAUGGUGCGCGAGUCAGAGCUGGCCGCCGUGCUGCAGCCGCGGCUGGCCGGCGUCGUGGACCCGUGGCGCAAGAAGGCCGCGACCGUGUAUCUGGACGCGUGCAAGGACGUGUCGAUGCACCUGUUUGACGUCAUCCACACGAACCGCAGCGGUGGCAGCGGUGGUGGCGGCGGUGGUGGUGGCGGCGGCGGCAGCAGCGGCUCCGGACGGCCGCAGUCCGGUCAAGGCUUCGUCGACUCGGCAUCCGUGCUCAAGGGCCUCUCGUCCAAGGAUCGCGAGAGCAUCAAGGGCAAGUUCACCGCGUUCAACGCCUCCUUUGACGAGCUGCUGGCACGCCACCGCCAGUUCACCAUGGAACGCGAGGUGCGCCAGGCCUUUGCCCGCAACAUCCAGCAGAUGCUGGAGCCGCUUUACAACCGCUUCUACGACCGGUACCACGACGUCGACAAGGGCCGCGGCAAGUACGUCAAGUACGACAAGGUCGCCAUCUCGGCCGUCUUCACGAGCCUGUACCAGGGGUAA
This is a messenger RNA of Grosmannia clavigera kw1407, 3405 nucleotides long. Its product is annotated as exocyst complex protein exo70. Gene Ontology annotation, biological process: exocytosis. Lineage: Eukaryota; Fungi; Ascomycota; Sordariomycetes; Ophiostomatales; Ophiostomataceae. Gene Ontology annotation, cellular component: exocyst; cytosol. Gene Ontology annotation, molecular function: transaminase activity; phosphatidylinositol-4,5-bisphosphate binding; pyridoxal phosphate binding. The coding region runs from base 1 to 3405 and encodes 1134 amino acids. The record is from RefSeq and is a predicted model, not a curated record. The transcript is spliced from 5 exons.